AUGGUGAAGAGGGAACUAAGGUAUAUGCCAAGGGAAUCACAAUGGUGGAGAGACUUAAUGAGUAUUGGUGACUCAAUUGAGGAGGGGAGCUUUUUGAGUCAGGUCUCUUGCAAGAUUGGGAAUAGGCGUUUUGUAUCGUUUUGGCAUGCAAGCUGGCUGGGCCAUGAACCGCUAAGGGUUAUAUUUCAGAACUUGUACAAUGCCUCUGUUAUGAAAGGGGGUUCUGUCAUGGACAUGGGUAAUUUUGUAGGGGAAGUUUGGAUGUGGAAUCUGCACUUGGGGAAUCUUGAUUUAAUAGGUAAUCUGCUGGAGAAGUACACUGAUUUGUUGAAUUUGCUCAUGGAGGUUAGGUUGCGUCUGGGAGUUGAAGACUGCUUCGAUUGUAAUGGUUGUAAUUCAAGGAGUUUUAUUGUUAACUCUUGCUACUUUGCAUUGCAAAACACGGGUGCAAUAUCAGAUUUGGAGAUUGAUCUCAAGACGAUUUUAGAUUUGAUAUGGAAGACAAAGGUUCCUUUAAAGGCACACAUUUUUUGUUGGAGAUUGGCAUUAGAUAGACUACCUACCCGAUCGAAUCUUGUGUCUAGGGGAAUAAUCUCAAAUGUCCAUGUUAUUGUUUGUGUGUUAUGUUUUACUGUAAUGGAAGAUAAUAAUCAUCUAUUUCUUUCAUGCCCUCAUACUCGAUUGAUUUGGAGAAAAAUUUCAGAAUGGGUGGGAAUCGAGUGGAUUGAAGGUGAUAAUGUAGGUGAUCACUUGUUAAGUUGGUUUUUGAAGAUGAUGAGGUUCAACUCAAAAUCUACGACAUGUAACAUUUGGAUUACUACGUGUUGGACUAUUUGGUGGACAUGUAAUCAAAUUAUUUUCAAUUACGCGUUUGGAAAUACAUUUGAUAUCGCGCUUAGGUCCAUACAUACGUCAUGGUGGUGGUUAGAUUUCUGGUCUACGACCAAAAAUAAAUGUAGUUACUAUGAUUGGUACAAAUCUCCUACUGAUUUUUUGCAGUUGGAGAUUUUAGUAGGAAUUUUUUAA
Molecule: messenger RNA, 1026 nt
Organism: Lathyrus sativus (Indian pea)
Lineage: Eukaryota; Viridiplantae; Streptophyta; Magnoliopsida; Fabales; Fabaceae
Source: the annotation of a GenBank genome assembly